GAGGCGCUGCGGGUGGCGGACCGGACCGGACCGGCCAUGCUGCUCACCGUGUUCUGCCUGCGCCGGGACCGCUCUGAGCUCACCUUCUCCCUGCAGGUGGACGCCGACUUCGAGCUGCAGAACUUCCGGGCGCUCUGCGAGCUGGAGUCCGGCAUCCCCGCGGCCGAGAGCCAGAUUGUCUAUGCAGAGAGGCCUCUAACUGACAACCACAGAUCAUUGGCCUCCUAUGGCUUGAAAGAUGGGGAUGUGGUGAUUUUACAGCAAAAGGAGAAUGCAGAGCCACGGCCUCCAGUCCAGUUUCCAGGUCUGCCCAGGAUAGACUUCAGCAGCAUUACAGUGCCUGGGACGUCAGCGCAGCUGCAGGAGCAGCAACCAGCGCAGCGUCCUCGCCCAUCACCUCCGGAUACACCUUCAUCCCCUCAGGGCUUGGACAAUCCAGCACUGUUACGGGACAUGUUGCUUGCCAAUCCCCACGAGCUGUCCCUGCUGAAAGAACGCAAUCCACCCCUGGCUGAGGCACUGCUCAGUGGAGACCUUGAGAAAUUUACCAGGGUGCUGGUGGAGCAGCAACAGGACCGAGCCCGCCGGGAGCAGGAGAGAAUCCGUCUGUUUUCAGCUGACCCUUUUGAUCUUGAGGCUCAGGCAAAGAUAGAAGAGGACAUAAGGCAACAAAAUAUUGAAGAGAACAUGACAAUAGCUAUGGAAGAGGCCCCAGAGAGCUUUGGCCAGGUGGUGAUGCUCUAUAUUAACUGCAAAGUCAAUGGACAUCCAGUGAAAGCCUUUGUUGACUCAGGUGCCCAAAUGACCAUUAUGAGCCAAGCUUGUGCUGAAAGGUGUAACAUAAUGAGACUGGUGGACCGGCGCUGGGCAGGCAUUGCGAAGGGAGUGGGCACACAGAAAAUCAUUGGCAGAGUGCAUCUAGCUCAGGUUCAGAUUGAAGGGGAUUUUCUGCCGUGUUCUUUCUCUAUCCUUGAAGAACAGCCCAUGGAUAUGCUUCUAGGACUGGAUAUGCUUAAGAGACAUCAGUGUUCCAUUGAUCUCAAAAAGAAUGUACUAGUGAUUGGUACCACGGGAUCUCAGACAACUUUCCUUCCAGAAGGGGAGCUCCCAGAGUGUGCAAGACUGGCAUAUGGGCCAGGGCGGGAGGACAUGCGGCCGGAGGAGAUUGCAGACCAAGAACUGGCAGAAGCUCUACAGAAAUCUGUAGAGGAAGCAGCUGCUUGCAGAUGGCACCAAGAAAACCAAGAGAGAGAAAGAGAGAGAGGAUAUAGUUCAGCCCUAAAAGACUCUUCUUCCUGCAGGACCUCCUGUGCACUUUUAUAGUGGUUUGAAUUUUUACUCCUUUUUGGUUCAUGAUGCGCUAGAUAUCGCAUUGUACAUCAUUAGAUCAGUAAAGUUCCCAUUUGAAUAUACCUGAAUUAGUCCUGAGCCUUAUUCGACCCUUUCAGACCCACCUCAGAGGGGCUCGGAGUUUGGAGUUAGAUGCCAGUGUCAUCCUGGUAUUAGUCCUGCAGAGACAAUAUCAAUGUAUUCAUUACUGUGAAGUACCAGAUUCUCCACGUGAACUCCAUUUCUGUUCAAGGAUUUGUACUCUUCCAACAAUGCGCAAUGCUUUCUCCCCCGGUGGAUUCCGAUGGUGCCAACUCCCUGUAAUUAAUGAGAUUUUUAGGAUAUUGACAGCAAAACUGCAACAAAACCUAGCAAUAGCAGUGGUUCUCAAACUUCUUUGAUCGCGCCCCCCCCCCUUCUUUGUGUCUGUAGUCACUUAUGCAAAUCUCCUACCCUCCAAAGUACAUAUACUCUGAAGGCAGAGCAGAAAGCAGCAGCGGCUGCUGGCUGGGCGCCCAGCUCUGAAGCCAGUGCUUGCGCCAGCAGCAGUGCAGAAGUAAGGGUGGCAAUGUGAAAAGUGAUAUUUGUCAAUAUCACUUGUCACAGGAGACUUAGUGCCCAUUGCCACCCUUACUUCUGUGCUGCUGCUGCCGCCUCGGGGCUGACAGCUGGAGCCCCCCAUCACCACCUGUUGAGGUUUUGGGGGGUGGGUGGCAGUACUCCAGCUGUCAGCCCCGGGGUGGCGGGACUCCGGCCGUCCCCUUUAUCCCAUUCCCCACCUCCCGGUGUGCACGAUGGUCCUUCUGCACGAGUCCAGCAGCCCGGGGCUGACAGCCAGAGCUCUUUUUAAAAACAAAAACAAAACGCACAUCUCAUGCCUCCCUUGACACAUUCCCGUGCCUCCCUUGGGAGACCCUUCCCAUAAUUUGAGCCCCACUGGUAUAGAGAAGUAAUCUACCCCUUUAUACAGCUGUACUUGCACCUAGAAUGCCUAUGUAUACAGGCAGUCCCAUCACGUCUGUUGCCCUUACUCUUUCCAGCACAGGAAAACCCUAUCAAAUAUGGUGCGUUUUAUCUGGAGACAAGUACUUUCCCAUUCAUUGUAUUGAUUUCCUUGACCGUGUUAAAAAACAAAUCCUUCUGCAGAUUCUGCCAUGUCUUUGGUCCUUGAUAGACCAUGUUCAGGUGUCUGGCAGGACACCAGCUACUUCUGUUGUCUAAAUGGAUACAACUCCCUGAUGUAUCUGACUGAUUAGACCCUUAUUACAGAUUCCCUGUCAACAAAAUCACCUUCCACUGCACCAGGGGACAACCCUGUCCCACUUCCCCUUCCAAAGAAUCGGGCUGUGCAGAUGGGGGUCUGAGUGUAGUGUUGGAGACACACAAAUCCCAGUCUUGUUUUUCACUAACAUUCUGUUGCACAGGCCUCACUGCUCACCCUGCAAAAGACUGUGACAAUGUGGAAGGCUGGAGGAUUUACAGAAAUGUUUUCUGUUAAAAUCACAACUUGACAAAAUUGUUGCUAUAGUUGCAUUAAGACCAGCUGUGCAACCAGUAGAACAGGAGUGGCCCAAUGUAUCCUCUUGAGACUCCACAUUCCAGCUUGAUCUAAAUGGAAAAUAAUGGAAACAGGUAUUCGAGGAGACCAAACCAGACUUCUUACAAGACAGGCAUAAAUUUUCAAGCUAAUCCCAGGGGCACAUGUGAGCAUGUUUAGUCAGCAGAACUCAAUCCAAUUAUCUAUUUAAAAGGAGGAAGACUUUUUGAAGAUUUAAAUGAAGGAAAGCAAUUCAGUGUGUCUUAAUUACCUCAGUUGUCCUGCUGGUCCUGUUAAAGGCCACUGAGUUUUGGAACCUGUGCACAGGGAGAGACAGAUGACGACAAACCAGGCAGUGCAGCUAGAAGUUUUGGAUAGCUGGUUGGAAAUAGGAAACUUGGACAGAGAGAUCCUAGUGAUCUAGUGUAGGGACACUCACUGUCACACUGAAGGUCAUGCUGGAAAUUUGACAAGAGCCUGAGAGCUGAUACGUUUACCCAGAAUCUUAGCAAAAAUAAAUGAAUGCAACUUUAACUUGUUGGUAAUACAUCUUUCUUGAUCAAUAGAAAUUGUUAUCUGAGGUUACUAAUAACCAGAUUCACAGCUGAUCAAACACAUCCUCCCCUCUGCAUGAAGAUGGCUGCUGUUAGUCAUGUUUCACCCUUGGCUACAUCUGUUCAGUCCCUGUGGUGUUCUGAAAAAGUAUUGCUGUCUGAGACUGAGCACUUCUCUGGUGCCUUUCACCCAAGGAUCUUAAAUCUUAUAACCUUCAGGCCACACUCCCAUUGUGAGGCUGGUAUUAUCCCCAUAUGUAAAAUGCGGAUACAGGUACAUAAUGGGUAAGUGAUGUACCCAGGGGCACAGAGGAAGUUGCUGGCAGCAGAAUCCAGGAUCUGUUGCGCUGUCCCCAGCUCCAGCUUCUCUGAAAUGUGCCUGCUGUGUAUUUUCAGCAGUGCACAGCGAGCGAGCAUGCCGUUAAACAUGCCUUGUGCUGUGUAUUUGUAUUGAAUACGUAGCUUCUCCUGCACGCCGUACUGAUCAAAUGAUAGUACAGUAAAAUCCUUAACUUGAUUGAAGAACAGUUCCUUUCUGACUCAACAUGGCAAAGUGCCCAAACACUCUUAUAUCGGAAUGGCCAGCCGAACUUCUGGAAGGCAAGUUGACCACAAGGAGCUCCCCGUUCAGAACCGUAUAUUUGAAGAAGCUGGGGGAGGGGAGAGAGAGAGCGGUCACAAGACUAUAACCAUGCAUGUUGUGUGCUUUGAAUUGCUAACACAAGUUUGGUGUGUUGUGUUUCCUAAUCCAAACAGAACAUCAGAAGCCUUGAUGCAUGUAGUGUGUGUGUACUGCAGCUGGAGUGGGCCACAGACCAGGUAUUUAUAGCUACCCAUUUAUGAGCUUUCACUACAACUUUCACACUGCCAGCAGCAGGGCUAACCUUGCUUUAAACAGUAUUAUGGAGAAACCUAUGGGAUGUGAAAUUGACCGCUCGUUCCUUUCAGAGGAUGAAAACAUUCCACCUCCUUUAUCUAAAUGUAACAAACCUAUAGUGUGUUUUUUUCUCAUGUAAACAUUUGUUUAAACCAUUUGUUCAUGGAAAGGAGGGGCUAAUAGUUGUAUGAGCUUUCCUGCACUACUUUCCUAAUGCACCUUAUUUCUUACCCACAGCACCUAUGGUGCAUAAACUUGAAACUCUUGAGCAUAGAUGGCUAGUCACAUUGAACUGCGUGGUUACUUUGCAAUGUACACAAACAAGAACUAGAAGGACACCAUCACACUGAUAUUUACUUGUGUCCUCAGCUAAGAUUCAAACACAGGUCAUAUCUGUAUUCAUUUUGGAUUUUUAAAGCAAGAAAUUAAUUGGUGUUGACAGCAAGUCAGGUUACCAAUAUACAGCCAUUGGCCACUGGUUGGUUGGGCUUUAUCUGACAACAGAUAUAAAGAAACCUGGUUAACUGUAUGGUUAUGUUAAGCUUCCUAACUGAAAGGCUACAACUUCAGCUUGUAAUGGCUGCGUGUGCGGAGUUUAACAAACAAGCCGUGACCAUGUUAUAGCAAUUGAUUAUUUUAUUUUUUUAAAGGUGCUAGCAAUACUGACGCCCCGUGGGUUACGCAAACCCAACUUACGCAAAUCCACACUUACGGAAAAAGUUCCGUAAGCUAGAAAUAGGUUGGGGGGGAGGGGGUUUGCAUAAUGCUCGGGUAUACAUUAUCGACUUACGCAAAAUUUGAGUUACGCAAGGCGUUCCGAAACGAAACGCUUGCGUAAGUCGGGGAGCGUCUGUACCUAAACACUUGCAGUAAGUUUAUUAUGCAAAGCUGUCUGAUUAUUUUGAAGUGUCUUGGGCACAACUAGAUCAUAUGCAUACUACUUUAUUACACCUUGAAAACUUACACUCCCUUGGGAGAAUGUUGUUAUUCAGCAUGAUGCAUUUGAAUUGCAUGAUUAAAUGCUAAAUCUCUUUUGUAUUACUAUGUGGCCUUUCUGUACUGAUGUAAGUGUUUCUCAGAGGCCCUUUUGGGUUCUGUAAUUAAAAAGCUUUACAGGUUGCUUAUUUUAUCACUAUGAAAAUAGAUGUUUUGAACUCAUUAACUUUGCUCAGAGGUGAACCUGUCUCUUCCCAUUAUGGCAGACAUCAGUAGCAUGGAACAGAAAAUAAAUGUUAAGUGAAUGAAGACGGAAGCUGUCAAGUAAUUUAGAUCCACAAUUUUUCUACUCUAAAAUUGUUAUAAUCUGAUGGUAAAUGUUUUCUGAACUCUAAAUAUCUUGCUUUUUAUCCACCACUCUGAGAAAUUAAAACAAAUAAUAAACAGUGGCUUUCUAUUA
Malaclemys terrapin pileata is the source of this 5693-nucleotide messenger RNA. It is a transcript of the gene DDI2, whose product is annotated as DNA damage inducible 1 homolog 2. Gene Ontology annotation, molecular function: aspartic-type endopeptidase activity; protein binding. The record is from RefSeq and is a predicted model, not a curated record. Gene Ontology annotation, biological process: proteolysis. The transcript is spliced from 9 exons. NCBI's taxonomy places the organism in Eukaryota, Metazoa, Chordata, Testudines, Emydidae. Bases 37 to 1323 code for a protein of 428 amino acids.